This is a messenger RNA of Podarcis lilfordi (Lilford's wall lizard), 38689 nucleotides long. NCBI's taxonomy places the organism in Eukaryota, Metazoa, Chordata, Lepidosauria, Squamata, Lacertidae. The record is from the annotation of a GenBank genome assembly.
CACAUGCUAGUUAAUUUUCAACACGCUGGGAAAUAAAAGAUCAAAGGCAAAAUCAGGAAACAUCACUCCACAUGUUCCUAAACAGUCACAGCGGUAAGUGAAUGACAGCAUCUGUUUUACUAAAGUUCUUGAGUGUGGGUUUGUUUUAAUAUUCAAGUGUGGUUGCUGACAGAGCAGGAAAAAGGGCCAUCUCAGCUCUUCUGCCUUUGACUGUGUCACUUGGCGUGCAGAAAUCAGAAAACGGUGCAGCUUGCCAUGGUGUGGAGAUGAACACGGUCGCCUGCUAGAUUUCUUCAUGCCAAGGUGCUGUUGCAGGUUUCGUUACACAGUCUGGUUAAAAACUUGGCAACCCUGUUUUUGAAGGGUUCCGCCUGCAGUGCAAAAUGUACAGACUCCUGUGGGUUCCGAAAUAAGUGAUGUUUCUGCAGAUUGAUUCUCUUGCUCUAGGCAGGUUCAAGCUACGCCAGGUAGCAUUGCCAGGCCUAGGGCAUGCCAACCUGACCUCGUUGUUGCUUGUCUCGUUCCCUGUUGUCAACUUUUUCAGAUUGGUUCCAUCCAUCUGCUCAAAGUGGACUUGAAUAGGGUGGAGGGGGGAAGAGGAGCCAGAAGGGCUUGCAAUGCACCAAAAUGGGACAGGUUGGCAGAAUAUGGAGGGGGGGGGAAUCGUGACAAGCCCCCUAGAGACCUAGCCCUGAUUUGAGAGCAGAAACAGUAAGAGGUAAUCAAAUGGAUUUCCUGUUAAAUGGCAACAUAUGAAGGCGUACCUGAUUAACUAAAAGCAGUGAUCAAUUUACGUGUGGUUUACCCAUAUUUGUUUUGGAAAUUUUACAGAUUUUAUCUGUGUUUUAGUAGUGGUUAUUUCACACACACAAAAUAGUUUUGCAGAUCACAGCUGUGUUUUAUCUACAGUUUUAUUGUGCACAUUGCUUAUGAGAGGUCUUGAUUAGGCAGCUUAGACAGUGGUACCUCUGGUUACAUACGCUCCAGGUUACAUACGCUUCAGGUUACAGACUCCGCUAACCCAGAAAUAGUACCUUGGGUUAAGAACUUUGCUUCAGGAUGAGAACAGAAAUCGUGCUCCGGUGGCGUGGCGGCAGCAGGAGUCCCCAUUAGCUAAAGUGGUACCUCAGGUUAAGAACAGUUUCAGGUUAAGUACAGACCUCCGGAACGAAUUAAGUACUUUACCUGAUGUACCACUGUAUAGCUUUGCACAUAAAACAGUGAUAAUGAGAUUAUGACAGUCUACUACAUUUCCCUUCCCUUUCUUCUGUCUGUGGAGGGGUGGGGUGAGGCAAACAUAUUUGCCACACCCCACACCCCUAGAAGAAGAGGAGUGAUUGGAUCCUCCCAUUUGCUUCGCUCACAUGCCCAGACUUGUUUGAUUGGACUCCUUGUUCUGGUUAUGUUGACUGGCAGAUCCUUCAGCUGUUCGGCAGUUCGAAUCCCCGUGAUGGUGUGAGCUCCCGUUGCUCUGUCGCAGCUCUUGCCAUCCUAGCAAUUUGAAACCAUGCCAGUGCAAGUAGAUAAAUGGGUACCACUGCAGCAGGAGGGUAAAUGGCAUUUCUGUGCGCUCUGGUUUCCAUCACGGUGUUCUGAAGCGGUUUAGUCAUGCUGGCCACAUGACCCAGAAAGCAGGCUCCCUUGGCCUGAAGAAAGAUGAGCGCCACAACCCCAUAGUCACCUUUGAUGGGACUUAACCAUCCAGGAUCCUUUACCUUUUUUAAAAAAACCUUUAAUAAAUAUAACCUGUUUCCCCACAUUCCUGUUGCCCUGCAUCUUCUUUUGAUGUGAUAGCAAUAGCUGUAUUUAGAUGGCGGGUGAAAAUGUACGUCUUUGUCCAGGGUUUUUGGAACCUGAGGGCGUUGAUGUUGGUUGGAGUUGAGACUUAGAGCUCAGCUAUACAGCUGCAAAUAUAACGUUUUAAGCGUGCUUUAAGUGCAUUAUACAAAUGUGACACUAGAUGGUGACAGUGAGCUAAUGGCAAAUUCAAUAUGUUUUUUAUUUUUUAUUUUUUUUAAGAAGCAUUUUCACAGCAUUUAAAAAAAUAUAUAUGUCUAGACUCAGCCUUAGUGUUCCUGUUUGGUCAUGGAGGGAUGGUUCUCUUUUAUGUUUUGCAUUACUGUUUAUAUUAUACGUGGUGCUGUUAAGCUGCCAUGCACUUUGAGCUGCAGGAAGGAGCAGGGGUAGAAAGAUUCUGAUGAAAUAAAUAAAUAUUACCACUAGCUAGCACCAAUUUCUUUCUUUCCUUUCCGUUUAUUAUAUUCAUAUUCUUCCCUUCUUCGCAAAGUUGCCCAGGGUAUCAAACACAAAAAGGUGUAUAUUGGAGGGGGGGAGAUAAUAUAAUUUAAAAUAUUGUUAUAAGGGGCUCAAAACACAGCUUUCCAUAGUUAUAUAGUUUAAACAAUCGCACACAAACAGAAAGUUUCCCAAGAGCUAAUGCAGCUCCUUUAGCAGCCAAAGGUUGACACACCCCCUUGCUGUAGACUGAGGAAAACCUGCAAAUAGGUUCCUUAACCUGGGAGACCACAUUAUGAGUUCUGCACAAAGGGAUCCAGCGGAGAAUUCAGGCGCCCCCAGACUGGCAGUAUUUUGCUGGAAGGAUUCUGGGUCAUCCUGGAACUUUAGGUUUGCCCAGUGGAUUAAAGCUCUGCUGCAAAGUUCAGUAAAAAACUAACUUUUUGCCAUUUGGAAAAGUGAUGAGGAAAUGCACUGCAAAGCGUGGGACUGAUGAAUGAUUAACAAGAAGGUUUGUAAAAAAGAAAACUUGCAAGCAAAUCAGGUUGAGUUCAGGAUGCAGGGUGAUGGCGCUGCAACUGCUCUGUAAUCAAAUCAGAACGAGCACUCAGUAAAGACCAGACAUAAGGUAAAAAGGUAAAGGACCCUAACAUGGUUAAGUCCAAUCAAAGGCGACUAUGGGGUUGUGGCGCUCAUCUUGCUUUCAGGCUGAGGGAGCCGGCAUUUUUCCACAGACAGCUUUCUGGGUCAUGUGGCCAGCAUGACUAAACCGCUUCUGACACAACAGAACACCGUGACAGAAAUCAGAGUGCACGGAAACGCCGUUUACCUUCCCACCACAGUGGUACCUAUUUAUCUACUUGCACUGGUGUGCUUUCGAACUGCUAGGUUGGCAGGAGCUGGGACAGAGCAAUAGGAGCUCAUUCUUUCGUGGGGAUUCAAACCACCAACCUUCUGAUCAGCAAGCCCAAGAGGCUCAGUGGUUUAGACCACAGCACCACCCUCAUCCAGACAUAAGGCCUCUGUGGACUUGUGGUUGUUUUGAGGGUGUCAUCUGCAAAAUGCCAUUGACAUCAUAACAGCGCAGCAGUGGUGGAUUUAUAAUGGACCGUCCACACACACCAUUCUGCUCUAUUAGUUGUUCUGCGAUGCUUCCCCAAUUUUAUUGCAUUAUUGCUGUCACAAGGGAAGCUAUAGCACAAUCAAAGCGAAACAACGGAAAAACCUGGAACAUUUGUGGUGGGACCGUUUUUAGGUUUUCAAAACAGGGGCGUAGUGUGGUGGUGCCUGAGGGUCAUGCCCCUGGGUGCACAAAUUUUGAGGGGAUGUGAACCCGCGCCCCGAAGAAAGUGCCCCCAGUGCGGUGUGGCCCUGUGCUCUUCUCUGCCUGCCAAGGGCCACAUUGACCAGUCAGAUUCCCCCCUGUGUGGGCGGGCAGACGGUUCAGCUUGGCCCAGUUUUGCUCCAGUGGGGGUAAGGUUGCUCUGGCAGUGGCGACCCCCUGCCCAGUGCCUGCACACCUGCCCUGGGUGCCAGCAAUGAAUGCUAUGCCACUGUUUCAGUAGGAAGCUGCAGGACAUCAUACCCCAGUCCGAAAUUAAACAGCAUGUAUACAACAAUUUUUAGCGGAUGCAAACAGUGUUUUAGGGUUUUGUAAAGUUUAUUAUUAUUUCAUUUUAUAAUAAAAUAGAAACAAGAGUUGUGAAAACUGUAUUGAAAGCAAGAUCGUGCAUGUGCCCUGGUGCCAUCAUGAAAAGGAUGCCUGGAGGAGUCCAUAGUGGUGCCCACUCAGCUGCUGUUGGACUCCAACUCCCAUCAUCCCUGACAAUUGGUCAUGCUGGCUGGGGCUCAUGGGAGUUGUAGUUCAACAGAAGGCACCAUAUUGGUUGCCCCUGGACUCCAACUGCUGUGCGAGCCUUAUGCAAGCAAAGCAAAACAAAUGCUCAGUUAAACAGUUCAUCUGGAGGCACCAGUGUUCAUUAUCUCAGUUUCACUGUGUACAUAUUUUGCCUUUAAUGAGCACAUCAGUGCAACAUUUUGGAUCCUGUUAGGGGUUAAUGGCAGUCGACUGGCCAGAACUCAAGGUAAUCAAAGACCUGCAGGGAUUAAAAUUGUUUAGGGAAUUACCCAGGACUCAAGUCUUUUUACAAGCUUAGCUGAAAAAGGAAGAGAGAGCAGAGGAGACAUUCAGGUAGUGUGUGGUCCGAUCCUGGUCUGAAAUGGAAACGGAAGCCAAGAUGAGUGAUAGCAUCAAGGUAGGCAACCCAAGGUUGUGCCUAGUUUAUUGUCUGAAACACACUUGCAAGAAUAGAGAGGAGAGCUGUAAAGAGAGAUAUGACCAUGUCUUGAAAUGGGGCAGUUUUCUGGGUUAUUUAUUUUGGCUCAAGGUCCCCCUGUUUCUUGUUUCUUUCUCCCGCUCAGCAGGUCACUGCUGAAUAUAACAAAAGUUUCACUUAGACUUCUUCUAAGAAAGAAGUACAUUCAGUCCUGUUCUUUCCCCCCGUUGUCUUGGUUUUGUGUCUCUCGUAAGAGAUCCUUUCAUUGCUCCACAACUGCAAUGGCUUUAUCCCAAAAGAAACUCCGAUAUGGGUUAGAUUUGAGGAGAGAAGCCAAUGGAUUUGCCACUAACAGGAUCAACGAGGUAUGGAUAGCAAUAAAGCCAUAAAGAUGCCACGAGACGGAAAGAGAUGGGAGGGAAGAUCAGAAUUGUAAAUGGGGAGAAAAGUCAUCUAAUGGGAAUGUUAAAAAUAAACGAUCAGAGCUUUGGUUUGAUGCAGAGAUGGGAUGCUUGCUUGGCACAGGGAAUAUAUGACGUUACAUUUAUCUAGAAAGGACUAGAAGAGUCCUUUUUCAAGAAACAUUUUAAAGAAUGUUGGGAUUUGCAAGAUUCUAACGCGCACACACAAAGCCUUUAGGUUGCAUGCCAUCAAAUCCUAGACUGUAGCAUGUUUUGGGUUGUUGUUUUUUGUUUUAGUUUUUUUUGCUGGCUCCCUUUGAACUAACAGAUCAAGCGAUUAAAAGAGUCGCACUGUACAAGCAUUCUGAAAAUGCUGCUCCCUUUAGUGACCCGAAGAAACGUCCAAAAUAAUUGUGUAACCAGAAGUUCAGGGAAAUAAAACACCUGACGUUCUUUUAAAGCAUUCCUUGGCACGGACCUCGCAGGACUUUUGUGUAUUGUAUUUUCCGGCAAGCAGAUUUUCAUAACCGAUGCUGCAAUGGGGAUGGUGUGUGUGUGUGGCGGGGGGUUGGGGAUUGGGGGCAUUAUAUCUCUCCCAUGUUGCACCUAAAACUUUUCCUAAAGGAACAGCCAGCACUUCCAAAUCACAGCACUCUGUUUGUAGACUUGAGGGUACAUCGAGGUAACUAGCAAAAUGCCAGUCAUCAUUUUUGUGUGUGUGCAUGCACAUGUGUGUAAAGGGGGCUUGAACCUGCUGAGAGGCAAACUGUACACCUCUGCAAGGCAUUGCCAUAGAAUCAGAGGAUCACAGCACCAUAGACAACUCUCUGCACAUCAAGGACGGAGUUUGGUACUAUGGCACCUUCUGCUUGCCCAGAAUUUGGCUCCCCCCAGUCCUUGCACCCUGCCAGGCUUUGGGAAGGAGGUGUGAGGGCUCUGGCAGGGUCUUAGAGGCCACUGACCUCCUUCCCAAUGCUGGGCAAGUAUCACCUGGGCUUUGGGAAGGAGAUGGGUGGACUCUAGGACCUUGACAGAGCCCUCACGCCUCCUCCCUGUAGCCAAGCAAAUGCUUCGCAGGUGCCCUCUCUGCUCAGCGCUCAGUGUGGGCGAACUGGUUGUGCUGCCCUAAAAUUACCUCUGUGCUCAGUGUGGGGCCUUCUAUGCAUGAUGAAGGAAUGGCACCUCUAAUAAACAGCUGUUCACACUCCACUUAAAUAUCUCGAGUGAGAGCCUUGCCAAACAGCUCUUAGCAUAGGACAUUUUGCCUGAUGUUCAACAAAAAUCUGCUUCCUUUUACGGCUCCCACCUCCAUUUGCCCUGCUGCUUUCCCUCCAGGAAACUUGAUCUUUAGUGCGGAAUUGGAACAAACAGCAACCGGGUUCCCCCCCAGAUUGCUGUUAGUUCUGAUUUAGCGCUAAAGAAUGGGUUUACCAGGGGAUGGUGGCUGAGCAAAGGCAAAACCACUUGACCCAUGUAUAGAAAGUGGGAGUCAAUGGGGAAAAACCACUUUCUAGGUGUGGGACAAGCCCAUAGUUCCCACCCAUUGGACCUAAGCUGGAAAAUGUUGCCCACCCCAAGUGUACAGUGCAGAUUUUUCAACUAUGGCCAAACUGUUAUGGUACAUGUGUAAUAUUCCCAUUGGGGAGAACAGUGUUGCCCUGCUCUCUAAGCAGUUCCUGGGGCAGCUCUACACACUUGGGAAGAGAAAGUGCCAGUGGAAGCCAGCACUGCCCUACCAAUCUACGUAGCUGGGCAGGCUUGCCUAAGCAGAAAUAGUUUUAGCAGGUGCGAAAAAAGAGUACACCUACCUGUUGUCAGUUGGUGUUGUGGACUGGCUGGAUGCAGAGGAGUGGUGGAAGGAACCAGCCGGGGAAUCCCCCAAGGGACGAAAGCUCAGAGCCUGGAGAUUGGUGGUUAGAGAGAGAAGAGUUGAAGAGUUUACAGGGUUUAGUGAGCAGGGAGAAUCUGUGGCAGAGAGAAGUCCAGAAUCAGAAGAUGAAGCAGGAGAGGAGGGAAGCCAAGAGGCAAAGAUAAGGCAGGCUGCUGAAGAAGCCAGGGUGUCACCCCCUUCUGCUGAGACAAUCUACCAUCCCUGCCCCCAGUCUCCCAGAACCAGAAGAGGUAUGAAGAGGGUUGAGCAGAGACAGACAAGGCGAAGAAGUCUCAGGUUGCUUGGGAAGGACUUGGGGAAAGAGGAGACUUAGAGAGCUGUGGAAAGUGAGGUUCUUCAGCCUCGCAACUGCCUCAUUGAGGCAAGAUCUACUGGGAGGAUUUGCUAUGCCCAUUCGGCCUGAGCUGUUUUGUUUCUCUGAAUAAAGAAUUAACUUCAUUGAGACCUUGUGAGUUAUUGCUGACCUGCUCCUGACUCUUGCCUUGACAGUUGGCAGGGAGUCCCAAUGUGCAGGUGCUGCCACAUGGAAAUAUUGAUUCUUUACAAAGGCAGAGCAAGUAUUACUUGGCACCUGCAACCAGCUCUGCAGAUUGAAGCGGUCGAGUGGGUAAGGUAAACUGGUCCCGAGUUGCUAAGAGCUUUACAUACUGAUAAUAACACAUUAAACAAGCAGCUUUCUCUCCUGCAAACCAGCAGACCUUCUCCCCAGAAAUUGGCACUGCAGUCUAAAGUUGCCUUCAGCCAACAUCUCUCUCUCCUCUCUCUCUCGUCUCUUCUAAAGUGGAAACUAUUGUUUGAUUCUCAUUAACAAUCCUGUGCCCUCUCCUUCCCAUCACCGAGCUCUGAUAGGUAUCUCAUUGUUCAAACUCAACAGACAGAUGGCCAACUAACUCCCAACCAUUAGCUCUCAUCCCCUGACCAUUAUAGGCUAUUAUCCUUACAGCAGGUUUAUGGGAUGCCACCUCACAUCUUUUUCAGGGGGAUCUGAAACUUCCCCACUUCUUUUCAAGGAAUGUAAUUGAGCCUAACCUUAAAUGAAGCUAUCCCACUUCACUUUCCUCUUCUUCCUAUGUCAAGCAAGCACCCAGCAAAAAGAAAAGCCAGCAGAAGCCGUUAUGCUUUUGGACAAGUUCAUAAGAGAAUGAACUUGUAUUGUUGAGAGAGAGAGAGAGAGAGAGAGAGAGAGGAUCUCAAAUGUAUUGAGUCCAGAGAUGUACAUGGGUUUUGUAUUUUAAUCCAGAAUAAAGAAUCUUGGUGUGCUUAUUUAGGUAAGAAUCUGCAGGAUCAGGGACAUGGGUGGCACUGUGGUCUAAACCACAGAGCCUAGGCCUUGCUGAUCAGAAGGUCGGCAGUUUGAAUCCCCGCGACGGGGUGAGCUCCCAUUGUUUGGUCCCAGCUCCUGCCCACCUAGCAGUUUGAAAGCACGUCAAGUGCAAGUAGAUAAAUAGGUACCACUCUGGCGGGAAGGUAAACGGCAUUUCUGUGCGCUGCUCUGGUUCAUCAGAAGUGGCUUAGUCAUAAUGGCCACAUGACCUGAAGCUGUCUGCAGACAAAUGCCAGCUCCCUUGGCCUAUAGAGUGAGAUGAGCGCACAACCACAGAGUCGUCCGUGACUGGGCCUAACGGCCAGGGGUACCUGCAGGAUCAAGACAUGGAGAAAAUAGAGCCGUUUCAGCAGUGCACAUGCUUUGAAGCUCAGCAUAUUUCCUGUCUCUUUCUGGGUGAUGUGCAGAGGGUCUCUGCGCACAUAUUAAGAUUAGUGAUGAACACAUUGAGCCCAGUAUAAUUUGCAAUGUGCCUGUUGAAUUACAAAUCCACUGGCAUAAACUUGGGUGGAAAUUAGGAACAGAGAAAGCUGCCUUAUACUGAGCCAGCCUGUUGUCUCAUCUAGAUCAAGAUUCUUGUGAGUUUGGACAGGAUGUGUUUGUGUUAGGCUGUAUGCCUCAGCCCCUUCUAAUUCCUCAAUCCAGCAAGGAUUAAAAUCUAAUAGAGGAUGCAAUUGUUGGAAUCGCCAGGCCAGCUCCUUGGUGACUUAAUGGUCCUCUAAGUAUGGGUCCGUAUAGUAAAAGCUAUGGUUUUCCCAGUAGUGAUGUAUGGAAGUGAAAGCUGGACCAUAAAGAAGGCUGAUUACCGAAGAAUUGAUGCUUUUGAAUUAUGGUGCUGGAGGAGACUCUUGAGAGUCCCAUGGACUGCAAGAAGAUCAAACCUAUCCAUUCUUAAGGAAAUCAGCCCAUGUGCUCACUGGAAGGACAGAUCCUGAAGCUGAGGCUCCAAUACUUUGGCCACCUCAUAAGAAGAGAAGACUCCCUGGAAAAGACCCUGAUGUUGGGAAAGAUGGAGGGCACAAGGAGAAGGGGACGACAGAGGACGAGAUGGUUGGACAGUGUUCUCGAAGCUACGAACAUGAGUCUGACCAAACUGCGGGAGGCAGUGGGAGACAGGAGUGCCUGGCGUACUCUGGUCCAUGGGGUCACGAAGAGUCGGACACGACUAAACGACUAAACAACAACAACAAAGUAUGGGUCGUUAGGGUAACAAAGGAAGUGGCUUUGUGCCAGAGAUGUGUGUGAGAGAGAGCUGGGCUAGAAGCAGGAUGCAGGCAGAAACCUGAGCGAGAGAGACAUGCUUGAUUUAUGCUUGAAUCCAAGGCUGUGGCUAUGGGAAAAGCAAGACCUUCUUGGGGCCUCAGGGUCUUCAUAGGCUAAGGUUGUAUAUGUGUGUAAAUAAACUAUAUAGCCUAAAAACACUACCAUCUCCCUCAUUCCGGGGAAACUGAAUCCUGGGUAAGUGCCUGGAAGCUCUGGAAUUGUAAACUGCCUGGAGAUUGGGAUAGCAUGCAACAAUAUUCUGGCAGGGUUUCAGACAGGGGGCACUGUCCACCGCUGAAGUUCCACUGGUGCAACAGACCGAUGGAAUGUUCUCUUCAUCAUUUGCCCCUUCCACCCUACCAAAUCAGUUCCAGUUUCUGAAGUAGUUUGUGGAAGCAGGCAGCAGGAGGAGAGGAACUGGAGGUCUCCUUGGGCAAGCAAAACUCUGCCUUCACAGUGUUAGAUGCAACCCAGCCUGACCUAGAGAUGCUGGAGACCUUGAACUUGAGACCUUCUGCUAUGAAGUUAUUUGUUACCACCAGAUUUCAAAGUGUCUGAAUUAUUGCACAUCACUGAAGUGCAUCUGGGGAAUGUGGCACGCACAAUGCAACAUUCUUUCCCAACACAUGCAUCACGGUAUCAUGGCAUUUUAUGAUUGGUUGUGAUCUCAUGUUGUUUGCUCAUAAUUUCGUUGUUUCAAACUAAGAAAACAUUUUCUAAAAUCAUUGAAUGAGGGCUCACAAUGCUUUGAAGAAUUAUGAAACUACUAGAGUUGACUUAUGAAUGCGCUAGUUUUUGAGUGGCAUCAUUAAUCAAUGGUUUGUCGCUGAUGCUAAUGGCACUCAGAGUAGAUCUAUGGAAAUAAAUGGAUAUGGCCAACUUAAGUUCAUUAUUUUCAGUGGGUCUGCUUUGAGUAGUUGGAUAUAACCCAAUGUGUUUUAGCUAUAUAACUCUAUUUCCCUAUAUUGUCAUAUUCAGGAACAACAAUUUGAUUAGUUUACUCAAAGGAUCAUUUUACUCCAUAUGUGUCCACACAAUCACUUUGAUCUGCAGAAUUGGCACUUUCCCAAGUGAGGCCCUGAGGACUGGCUGUCUUCCUUUGUAGCUUAUAAAAGCAAACCAACAUUGGUGGCUGCCCUUUUUACUACAAUAAAUAGUUCUGGUAUGAUUCCUUCUAGCUGGAAGAGAGUAGUAGUAGUUGUGCCCAUUUUUAAAAAGAGUCAAGCCAAUGACCAAGGAAAUUAUAGACCUAUCAGCUUGCUGUCAAUUAUGGGUAUUUAUGCAUGAACCAAGAUCAAUAGUUUCUCUGUGUCCUACAUACAUCAGGUGUGCCUAAGAGCCCAAUGCUAUGCAUGUUUUCAGACGUCAGUCCUAUUGAUUUCACUGCAGAUUAUUUCCAGGUAGGUAAACUGAAAGCACCAUGCAUCCAUAAGCAGUUUCUUGUAUAUGCAAGCUGUCUGACAGAUGAGUCCCUGUUGCUUAUCGAGAGGGAAGAGGUGGCAGGGAAGUCAUCACAGUGCAAACACACUGGCGGGAGCAUUGGAUUGGCUUUGAUGAUGGGUUUGCACCUCGCUGACUUCCCUGCCACCUCAUCCCACCCAGUAAACAAUAGCUACCCACAUGCAGGGAAUGUAGUUUAUUAGCUGUGUACCCCACCACCCCAUCCGCAAGCUGCUUUUGCAUACCACUCUAUAGUAUUUUUCAACUUAGUCUUGUUAUGACCAGUACGCUUCUUUUCAUCUUUCCCUUUAAAAGGAUGCUGGGAAAGAUACAAAUAACCACAAGGAAGAUUCUGCAGCCAAUUCAAAAAGCACAAUGAAAGGAGCUAAGGAGCCAUCUAUAUUCUGUAUGAGCAAGCUGAAGGUAAGAAAAAUGCUAUGACUCUUUUGUUGCGGAUGGAUCUGCGCAGACCCCUUGAGAAAGUUGCCGAGCACCUAGGAAGGUUGGUUGACUUUCCUUUUAAUCCUGUAAAUUAAUGAAUAUUGACUCUUGAGUUUCCGCCUCCUUUGCAAAGGAGAGAUGCCCCUUGUGUAAUUUACACACAGAUGGUUGUGUGACCAUUAUCCAAAUACCUGAGCACAUAGAAAUUGGAACCCACGCCAUGUUAAAGGGGAGAAAAGCAGACGUCUGUUAUCUGCCCUCCUAUCUCAAUUAAGCAGCAUGAAGCAGAACAGUCAGUGUGGGCUAGAUAAUCCAAGAAAACUUGCAGUACUCAACUCAAGGAUUCUAAUUUAAGAUACUCAUUAACAAUUCAAGAGCAAAGCAAGCAAAGAAAAUGGUAAUUGUAUUAACAUAAAUCAAGCAGUAUUUGCUAACCAGCCCUUACAUUGGAUAGGUAAAGGUAAAGGUAAAGGGACCCCUGACCAUUAGGUCCAGUCAUGGACGACUCUGGGGUUGCGGCGCUCAUCUUGCUUUAUUGGCCAAGGGAGCCGGCGUACAGCUUCCAUGUGGCCAGCAUGACUAAGCCGCUUCUGGCAAACCAGAGCAGUGCACGGAAACGCCAUUUACCUUCCCGCCUAUUUAUCUACUUGCACUUUGACAUGCUUUCAAACUGCUAGGUUGGCAGGAGCAGGGACCAAGCAACGGGAGCUCACCCCGUCGGGGAUUCAAACCGCCGACCUUCUGAUCAGCAAGCCCUAGGCUCUGUGGUUUAGACCACAGCGCCACCCACGUCCACCCACAUACAUUGGAUAGAUCAGGAGUGAGGAACUCUUCUCAACCAAGGGCCACAUUCUCUGAUGGGUAACUUUCCCAUGAGCCACAUGCUGAUUGUGGGCAGGGCCAGAGGCAAAAGUUGGUGGAACCUUGGCUGUGGUUCUUCUUACUUUAUAUGGUAAGGUAAAGGUAAAGGUACCCCUGCCCAUACGGGCCAGUCGUGUCCGACUCUAGGGUUGUGCGCCCAUCUCACUUAAGAGGCUGGGGGCCAGCGCUGUCCGGAGACACUUCUGGGUCAAGUGGCCAGCGUGACGAAGCUGAUCUGGCGAGCCGGCACCAGCGCAGCACACGGAAACGCCGUUUACCUUCCCGCUAUAAAGCGGUACCUAUUUAUCUACUUGCACUUAGGGGUGCUUUCGAACUGCUAGGUGGGCAGGAGCUGGGACCGAAAGACGGGAGCUCACCCCGCCGCGGGGAUUCGAACCGCCAACCAUGCGAUCGGCAAGCCCUAGGCGCUGAGGUUUUACCCACAGCACCACCCGCGUCCCUUUAUAUGGUAGGCUGGUCCCAUUGGGACCAAUGGGGUGGAAGGCAGGGAAUAGAUGGAGCCAGAACCAAUUGUAGAUGGAGCCACCUCAACCUAGUGUUGCCUGUCUCCUUUACAUGGUGCAAGACUGAAGCCAAGACUAUGCCUGCCCUAGACUGGUUGUAAGUAAGACGGCAGGUAGGCAUAGGCUGGAUUUACUUGUGUAGUAUAAAAGUUGGGCUUCUAACCAUUUGUGUCCAUAAGCCUUAGCUCAUCUUUUAAUCCCCCCCCCUUUAUCCUUUAAUUUGUUUAUAUAAGAAAACCAGAGGAAGGAGCAAAGACCACAGUUUAUCCGGUUUCCUUAAGGGCACCGCUUCUCGAGAUUUAAGUGCUUGGCAUCGACUCCAUAGGCAUGGGAUAAAGGAAGAGAAGGACAGCCGACUGAAUUGCGUUCUGGGUGUCAGGUUUAUGGUCUGUCUGUGGUCCCAAGCAGAACUAAUGGGAUUAAGGCUUAUCAGUAUUGGAUUUCCAUGGCCUCUUUAAGUCUUGGGAUUAAACAUGACACUGUUGUUUCUCACUUUGUGUCAAGUAGAUCCAGGGUCCUUCUCAGCGUCCUAUUAGGGAGGACAGGAAAGGGGGCAAUAUAACACAGAGAGAAAGGGUCAAUCAGACUCAGAGAGAAGAGGUAAUUUUGCAUGCACACAUGGAAGGGGGCGAUCACACACAUGGGGAAUGAAGCAAUCACAUACCAAGAAAAGGGCAAUUUCACAUAUACCUAUGGAAAUUGUUCAUAUGCACAGAGAAAAGGGCAAUUAUAUACACAUGCACACUCACAGAGCUUGCCAGCUGUCAGGAGCCGGAGUCAGGAGCAGGUCAGCAAUAAAGCCACUGCUGUCAGUGAAGUUAACUUUUUAUUCAAAGAAACACUGUGGUCACAGCACCUCUUCCCAGGAGGUCUUGCCUCAAGGAGACAGUUGCAAGAACAGAAGGACCACACCUUCCCAGCACUCUCGAAGGCUUCUCCUCCUCAGGCUUUGUCGCAUUGUCUCUCUUUGCUCUGCUCUCUUCAUUCCUCUUCUGGUUCUGGGAGACCCGGGAGGAGGUGAGCUGGUCACACCAGGAGGGGGAGAUUCCCUGGCCUCUUCAGCAGUGUGCCUCCUCUCUGCCUCUUGACCCACCUCUAUUUCUACCUCUGAUUCUGAACUGCUCUCUGCCAUAGCCUCUUCCUCCUCACUAAACCCUGUUGCCUCUUCAACUUCUAACACCUCCUCCUCCCAGUCUGCUCCCUCUUCUCCCUCUGGCCACUCAUUGUCUGCUCCUGGUUCUAAGCCCUUCUUCCCCUGAGGGUUUCCCAGCUGGUGCCUCCCACCACUGCUUUGCAUCCAUCCAGCCCAUGACAUUGACCAUCAAGAUUUGCAAGUGUUGCAAGACUUGUGUGUGCAUAUGCCUAACUCCAUUCCAUUUGGCUACAAUUGGAUGGAGUCAAGAGGUGGAGCAUGUGAAUAUUCUUGCCCCUCUCCAUGCCUUUGCACCCUAAAUUACAGGAUAACAUUUACGCCAGCCCUUCGUUUUGCAAUUUCAAGAGCUUGACGAUCUUUGAAUCCACCUAACAAUGUCCUUUUGACCAAACUGUGGGAGGCAGUGGAAGACAGAAGUGCCUGGCGUUCUCUGGUCCAUGGGGUCACGAAGAGUCGGACACGACUAAACGACUAAACAACAACAACAAGGUCCUACUGUUGAUUUAAUGAGUUCUCCACAUUCUCUUCUAGGUCUUUCUGGUGUCGCUAUCUUUUGCUUAUCUUGCCAAGACCAUGUCUGGGGCUUACAUGAACAGCAUGCUCACACAGAUUGAACGGCGUUUCAACAUCCCUGCCUCGUUGGUUGGUGUGAUAAAUGGAAGCUUUGAAAUGGGUAUGCAAGUGAAAAGGUUGAUGAGAAUUCAACCAUAGCUUAACAGGCAUGUCUAAAUGCAUAGAACGACCAAUCCAGGAAUAGUAGACAUCCUUAAAACCUGGCAAGGUCCACAUCCCUUCUGUUGUAACCUGUUGAGGGCCACAUGCCUUUGAUUGGUAGAAUCAGAGCAAUGAUAGGUGGAGCUAGAGACAAAAGUGUUCUGAACUAUCUAGAAUAAAGAACACUCUGCUUUUAUCUUUGCCAUGGCUACCUUGAAUUCCCAAACGUACGCAAGUCUUUACAGAAGUAAACCCCAUUGAGAAUGAUGGGGGAUCACUCUCAAAAGUAUAUGCAGGGUGUAUAAAAAGAUUAGUACAACAGACCAAUAGAGCUACUGUUCUAGAAAAGAAAUGAAAGCUCACUUUAGUGAGCUAUAUGCUAGGACGGUGCCACUCAGAAAAGCCCAACCUUGAACUGAAUUGAGACAAUUUGGGAUGAAUCCAGAUCAGGUUGAAGAAAGUCUGGAUUGUUCUGGAGCAGUUUGGAUUGACCCGAAUCAAUCCAGAGUGAUUGGUAGCUCAAAACACUCUCUCUGAGAGCCAGACAGGUUGUCACCAAAUUGUUACAAAGCGUGAGAAUAACGCCUUAUUAGGAGAACACUAUUAGCUCAUUCAGUGGCUAGUAGCCACGAUUGCUAUGUUCUUCAUCCACAGUCUAAGGCAGUAUGCUUCUGAAUAUGAAUAACUGGAGACUGCAGGAGAGGAAAGUGCACUUGCACUCAGGUCCUGCUUGCACACAAGAAACAGAAUCCCCAUCCUGGACCCAACAAGAUUGUGGAGGCAACUUCAAGGGGGGCGAUUGAAUGAGGUGUUUAGGGCAGCCAAAUAGCUUGGACUGCCUUUGCCUAACUCUCCUACUGAGACUCAUGGGACUGAAGAGUGAAUAACUUUGGACGGAUGAUAGUCUACGUUCUCUAUUUCCACAGGCAACUUGCUGGUGAUACCCUUUGUGAGCUACUUAGGAUCAAAACUCCACAGACCACGCAUGAUCGCUGUUGGUUGCAUAGUUAUGGGUUUCGGAUGUUUUCUGAUAGGGCUACCUCAUUUCUUGAUGGGAAGGUAAAUCCCAUUACUCAUACUUCCGAGGUAUACCUGUCUAUGUGCUCCUGUUGGAACCUUGGGCUCUUCUCCUUGAAAGAACAUUGAAUAUGCAACCCCACCCCAUGCAUCCCAUGCACAUCUGAACAUCAAAUUAAAGGGGAAGAAUUAAGAAAUAAAUCUGCAGAAACAGUUAGUAAGGGGCCUCUGAUUAAUAAGAUUUUAAUUGUAAUAUCAGUGUUUUGAUGCUGGGAGAGUUGUAUGUAUAUGUAUAAAAUCAGUGUAAACAUUUAAGAAAUACAUUUGCAGACGUUAUUAGAAAGGUAUCUUUAAUACGAGUUUUUUGGGGGGGGAGUUGUAUGCUUGUUCGUAUCCGUCUCUCUUGAGAGCAAUGGAUUGCGCUCCCUGGGUUGAAGACAAACAGCUACGGAAUCACAGCAGCUGCUGUGGUUGCAGAGACUGGUAACUCACCACUGCUGCCUCCCAUGUUGUUUUUGCUGCAUUAGCAGCAUAGAAGCAGUUUGAUCAUGGAAGCAGAGAGAAUGAACAAUGUCCCAGAACGCAGCACAUUGCAAGAGAAAAUACCGUAUUGGCCUGAAUAUAACCCUCACAUUGUUUUUUUUCCAAAUUCCAACUGUGAAAAGUUAAAGUGCGGCUUAUAUUCAGAACCGAGCUCUACAUGCACACCUUCCGGCCCUACCGCCUUGAACAGGGGACGGGGCAGCUUGGGGAGGUAGUGCCAGGAAGCAGCGGCACAGCGUGGUCGGAACCAAGCACUGGCACUGGCUUGGGGAGUGGGGCACCAGCCACCCCCCAUUCAGGGCAGUAGUGCCGGGAGGUGGGCCGCACCCACAAAUAAGCCUUGAAUUUUAAAGUUGCAGCUUAUUUGUGGGUGCAUCUUAUAUUCGGGCCAAUAUGGUUUAUGGAAUGUUUGCAUAUAAUGCAGGGAGUUGCACAGGUGGUUUUUGAAGGCUGAUGCAAAAGCAUGUGGAACUACCAACAGAUCAUUGCAGCCAAUCAUCCAAAGGGAUCUUCUCAGUUAUGGAUCUUCUCAGUUUUGCACCCCCUCGAUUUGGCACCUAUGGGGGUAACUGCCCAUGCCAUCCUAAAUGCAGCGCUGGUUUUACCAGAUAGGUUUCCUGGAAGAUGGGCACCUGAGCAUAGCUGAUCAGUAAAUCCAGCUUUUCCCCCUUAAGAAAUGUUUAGGGGUCCUUUCAUUUUGACUCAAGAAAAUCACCAUUUUAUAGUUAAAAUCGGGAAAAAUAAAUACAGUAAAUGGACAAAAGUACAAAGAUUCACAAAAUGUUUAGGGGUAUGCGUCCCCCCAGAAAAAAGUGCUGGGUAAAUUUGUAUAAAAGGGUGCUACUCUCAUCACCCAUAACUACUGAUCUGUUUCUGUAAUGUGUAGCCACAAGAACAUUGGAAGCUACCUUACACUCAGUCAGAACAUUGGUCUACAGUGGUGCCUCGCAAGACGAAAUUAAUCCGUUCCGCGAGUCUCUUCGUCUUGCGGUUUCUUCGUCUUGCGAAGCACGGCUAUUAGCGGCUUAGCGGCUUAGCGGCUAUUAACGGCUUAGCAGCUUUAAGAAAAAGGAAACAAACUCGCAAGAACUUGCAAGACGUUUCGUCUUGCGAAGCAAGCCCAUAGGGAAAUUCGUCUUGCGGAACGACUCAAAAAACGGAAAACUCUUUCGUCUAGCGAGUUUUUCGUCUUGCGAGGCAUUCGUCUUGCGGGACACCACUGUAUUUAGCUCAGUAUUAUCUAUUCAUGACUGGCAGGAACUCUCCAGGGUCUGAGACAGAGAAUCUCUCCCUACCAGACCUGGAGGCACCAGGGAAUGAACCUGGGACCUUCUGCAUGCAAAGCAAAUGGUCUGCAACUGAGUCACACUCAUUUCAUGUGUACAUUUUAUUCUGACUCGACAGGUACCGCUAUGAAAACUCUCUUUCGGUAUCUGAAAAUUCUUCAACCAUAGCUGUUUGCCUUGCAAAUCAUAGCCAGUUUUCCAUGGCGACCGAACAACCCUCAGAAGGUGAGGUUCCUUCCUAGAUUCAUUUUUCACUGUCUUUCUUUCUACUGUAUUACCUUUGUAGAUGCCAGCUUUUGUAGUGUUUUUGAGGCCUACUCUACCUGUGUCUAGGGAUGGCCAAAUCUGCCAUUUUGGGUUUCUCUCGUUUUCUCCAGCCUUUUCCAGUCUUCAGCUGAGAUUUCCACAUUUCUACAUCCAUUUGCAUUUUUUAAUUAAAAAAAAAAUGUCCUCAUGAGAAUCCAGCAUUUUUGUGCUAAUUUCUCCUGCUAUACAUACACGUUUGUGCACAAUUUUGCCUAAUGUAUACAUUUUGGGCAAGCCAUUUCCCCUAAAAUAAUGCAUCGUUGUAUGUUAUAGUCACUGAUGUAUACACUUACAUGCACACUUUACCACAGUAAAUGCAUUUUUGAACAUAUCACUUGGCUGGAAAACUGCCCUGCAAAAUUCAGUCUAUUGUUUCAGAAAAUGCGAAUUUGGUUAGGUCAACUUUAAAUGAGAACUGAAUCAUAUUUCUCACCUACCUUCCUGUGUGACUGGUGGCUGAGAGUUGGAAUAGGUGUGGGGACAGACAGUGCCAUAGCACCAGCACGUAUAUUUUCUUUGUGUAUGAUUCAACGGCUCCACUGCAGGGCUCAGGUUAUUUUGCCGCCUGAAGAUUUAACCCCAUAAAAUAACUCAGACACUCCAAGUGUCCUAUUUUUCAGGGACAGUCCUGGCUUUACAGAAGCCACCCCAAUUUCUGAUUUCAUACUGGAAUGUGCAGGUUUUCCUUAGAACGUCCCUAUUUUCAUCAGAGAAAUGUUGGAGGGUAUGGAGUUAUGUGAGAUAAAUAAUUAUACAACCUUUAGAAGAUAUCUGAAGGGAGUUUUAAAAAAAAAUUAAAUGUUUAAAGCUUUGUUAUGUUUUUAUAUAUGUUGGAAGCCACCCAGAGUGGCUGAGGGCAACGCAGGCAGAUGGGUGUGUGUGUGUGUGUGUGUGUGUGUGUGUGUGUGUGUGUAUAGGAGUAUAGCAUCUAGAUCAAGGGAAGUAAUAGUGCCACUGUAUUCUGCUCUGGUCAGACCUCACCUGGAGUACUGUGUCCAGUUCUGGGCACCACAGUUCAAGAAGGACACUGACAAACUGGAACGUGUCCAGAGGAGGGCAACCAAAAUGGUCAAAGGCCUGGAAACGAUGCCUUAUGAGGAACGGCUAAGGGAGCUGGGCAUGUUUAGCCUGGAGAAGAGGAGGUUAAGGGGUGAUAUGAUAGCCAUGUUCAAAUAUAUAAAAGGAUGUCACAUAGAGGAGGGAGAAAGGUUGUUUUCUGCUGCUCCAGAGAAGUGGACACGGAGCAAUGGAUCCAAACUACAAGAAAGAAGAUUCCACCUAAACAUUAGGAAGAACUUCCUGACAGUAAGAGCUGUUCGACAGUGGAAUUUGCUGCCAAGGAGUGUGGUGGAGUCUCCUUCUUUGGAGGUCUUUAAGCAGAGGCUUGACAACCAUAUGUCAGGAGUGCUCUGAUGGUGUUUCCUGCUUGGCAGGGGGUUGGACUCGAUGGCCCUUGUGGUCUCUUCCAACUCUAUGAUUCUAUGAUUCUAUUCUAUGAUUCUAUAUAAAAUCCUGGAAUAGAACAUCCCUAUUUUCAUUGGAGAAAUGUUGGAGGGUACACUAAGCCAAUGGAAGCCAGAUUGGCAGUGACCUCCUUAGGAGAGAGAUGGAUAAAUUGUGGCUUCAGGAUGCCCCUGCACUCCAAACGCCACCAGCCACAGUCAGCAUGGUCACUGGCAAUAAUAAUAAUAGUAAUUAUUAUUAUUAUUAUUAUUAUUAUUAUUAUUAUUAUUUAUUUAUACCCCGCCCAUCUGGCUGAGUUUCCCCAGCCGUUCUGGGCAGCUCCCAAUCGAGUGUUUAAAAACAAUACAGCAUUAAAUAUUAAAAACUUCCCUAAACAGGGCUGCCUUCAGAUAUCUUUUAAAAAUAAGAUAGCUGCUUAUUGCCUUUACAUCUGAUGGGAGGGCAUUGCAUAGGGUGGGAGCCACUACCGAGAAGGCCCUCUGCCUGGUUCCCUGUAGCUUUGCUUCUCGCAAUGAGGGAACCGCCAGAAGGCCCUUGGCGCUGGAUCUCAGUGUCCAGGCUGAACGAUGGGGGUGGAGACGCUCCUUCAGGUAUACAGGCAAGGGAUGUUGGAAGUCCAGCAACAUUCUGGGAGGCCACAAGUUCUCUGCUUCUGCCCUAGCACAAAAGGGAAUGGGGGAAGUAAAACAAUAUGCCGCUCGAUCAUCUGAUUUAACUUCUGAAUUCAGGGACAGGAACGAGUCACCUUGCCAGGAGCAUCUAGUUACGGAUGAAUGGGGAGCAUUAAAGUAUUUCAUUACCAGCAAAAAUCCUCCAUGGAGAUUUUCCUUUCUUUCUUUUAUGCCCAGAAUGUCGAAAACAGGCUGGAUCCUUGAUGUGGGUUUUUGUGCUGGUGGGAAACAUCAUCCGGGGAGUUGGUGAAACUCCCAUCGCUCCUUUGGGGAUUUCGUAUGUGGAGGAUUUCGCAAGGACAGAAAACUCUCCUUUCUACAUCGGUAAACCUGAAAAAGACCCUUCCUCAGUAUUGUGUGUUGGAUUUAAAAAUCAAACCAAGCUCUUAGAUACACUUGGACCACAUGCACAGCAUACAUUUUAAGCACAAAGAUGAUGCUUUAAGCAACCAUAAAAGGUAAAGGUAAAGGUACCCCUGCCCGUACAGGCCAGUCUUGCCAGACUCUAGGGUUGUGCGCUCAUCUCACUCUAUAGGCCGGGAGCCAGCGCUGUCCGCAGACACUUCCAGGUCACGUGGCCAGCGUGACAAGCUGCAUCUGGCAAGCCAGCGCAGCACACAGAACGCCGUUUACCUUCCCGCUGGUAAGCAGUCCCUAUUUAUCUACUUGCACUUUGACGUGCUUUCGAACUGGUUGGCAGGAGCAGGGACCGAGCAAUGGGAGCUCACCCCGCCGCGGGGAUUCGAACCUCCGACCAUGCGACCGGCAAGUCCUAGGCGCUGAGGUUUUACCCACAGUGCCACCCGCAUCCCUUAAGCAACCAUAGCUUCCUCCAAAGAAUUCUGGGAACUGUGGUUUGUCAAGGAUGCUGAGUGUUGUUAGGAGACCCCUAUUCCCCUCACAGAGUUUCCAGAGGAGUUGAAUCAAUCCCUCUUCCAAGGGAUCUCUGGGAACCGUAGCUCUGUGAGGAGAACAGGGGUUGCCUGACAACUCCCAGCACCCUACAGUUCCCAGAAUUAUUUGCGUGAAGCUUAAGGGACGUGGAUGGCACUGUGGGUUAAACCACAGAGCCUAGCACUUGCCGAUCAGAAGGUCGGCUGUUCGAAUCCCCACAACGGGGUGAGUUCCCGUUGCUCGGUCCCUGCUCCUGCCAACCUAGCAGUUUGAAAGCACAUCAAAGUGCAAGUAGAUAAAUAGGUACUGCACUGGUGGGAAGGUAAAUGGCGUUUCCGUGCGCUGCUCUGGUUCGCCAGAAGCGUCUUAGUCAUGCUGGCCACAUUACCCGGAAGCUGUACGCCGGCUCCCUCGGCCAGUAGAACGAGAUGAGCGCCGCAACCCCAGAGUCGGCCCCAACUGGACCUAAUGGUCAGGGGUCCCUUUACCUUCACGGCUGCUUAAAGUGGCAUUAAAGAGCUUUAUGGUGUGAAUUGGUUUCUUCCAUAGAAUCAUUCUGGCUUUGGAUCAAAAGGGAGACUACAAAUGCCUUAGAAAAAGUACGUUUUGGGGGAUGCUCAUGGUGCCGUCCUCUGCAUAUUUAUUCAGAAGGCAAAUCCCACUCAGUGGAAGUUGAUCAUUUGGAACAAAUGAAGAUAUACCUCUUUACCCUGGCUUUUAAUGCUUGAGGUAUAUAUUGCCAUGACCUACCUCAUUUUUAUCAGUGUUAAGUUGUGUUUUAAUGGUGUAACUUGCCCUGGGACCUUAAGGCGAACAGAGGGCAAUAAAUAAACGAAUAAAGAAUACAUAAAUGUUGGAGCCAUGGAUGGUGCUUUCCAGCAGAUAGUGUAUACCACAGAUUCUGUGUCGCUUCCAUCUCCCAAUAGCCAGCCAGUAUUCUGUGCACGUUGAGCACGGUUCCAGACUGAUAUAUACACAGAGUCAAGAGUGGAUUUCAUGCUCUUUAUUCAGCUCAUAGUGCUGAGGAGGAAUGAAAGUUCCCCCAGUAUGUCUGCUUUAUAUACAUUAUUUAAACAAUGGGCCCCACGUGUUUAGCUAAUUCCGGGAUUCACCUGUAGGCCAAUCAGGUUUCAGAUUCACUUCCACCUGGAGCUGGAUUGGGUGGCUCCUGUGGACCAAUUAGACUGCUGCAUUCUGGAUCCUAUUGUUCUAGGACCAAUCAGACUGCUGCAUUCUGGAUCCUAUUGUUCUAGGACCAAUCAGACUGCAGCAUUCUGAAUCCUAUUGUUUUAGGGCCAAUCAGACUGCUGUAUUCUGAAUCCUAUUGUUCUAGGACCAAUCAGACUGCUGCAUUUUGGAUCCUAUUCAACUCAGUACAUAACACAGACAAACUUUCGGGUUCCCCCCCUUAAGAUUGCUUUUGCACUUCUAACCUUCGGGUUCCUCCAAGCCUGCAGUUGCCUCCAUUUUGUGCUCUCCCCCCCCCCCAUUUUGACUACGUAAGGAUAAUGAGUUCACUUUUAAUACAGAAGAUGAUGGUGCAUGGAGGUCUAUUUUAUAUUUCAGUGCUGGUGAGGUCCUGCAUUGGUAUUCUAAAAACCAGUCCUUCAGAUGUUGAGGACAGGAAGCCAAACAAAUGUUGGAGAAGAAGCUGCGUGAAAUAUGACAAUAACUUGUUUUUUUUAUAUUCUUCUGCCUCUCCCUCUGCUGCUAGGCUGCCUGCAGAUAGCAACUGUCUUGGGCCCUCUGUUUGGUCUACUGAUAGGCUCCUAUUGUGCCAAGCUAUAUGUGGAUGUUGGUUUUGUAGACCCAGGUAAUGCAAUGGAAAUGGUCAAAACCCAUAAGGGCUACUCCUGUUUCACACUUCUUAGGGGUGGGAUACCUGGAUGGCAUCCAGUUCGGGAGGGACAAAUCUGUCAAUUUCAGAUUCUCAUUUUUAGGAAGUUCGACUCACCCCAUUCUACACACAGUUGCAAAGGUGUUUUUUUUUUUUUAAAGUUGCCUUAAAAUUUGUGGACAAAGAUAUGCAUUGCUGAUGCAAUUUUGCCUGGAGUAUGCAUUUUUUAUAAAAGUUUUUAUUUAUACUUUUCCAAUUUCAUUUUACAAUCAUUUUAACAUUUCAAAGUUUGACUUCCUUCCCCCUCUUUCUGCGGUUCCUUAAAUUUAUUUUCUAAAUAUUUUCUGCAUAUCCAAAUUCAUUUAAUUUGCUCAUUUAAUGAUCUACUUUAAAUAUGUACUCUUACGAAACUGCAGGUUAUUACAAUAAUCCUGCCAAUGUUUUUAUCUCUUUGCAAUUUAUCUGUAAAGAUUCAAUAAACCAUGUCCAUUCUUUUAUAAAAAGUUUGUUAUCUUGAUUUCGUAUUCUUCCGGUAAGUUUUGCCAUUUCUACAUAUUACAUAAAUUUUUGUAUCCAUUCUUCCUUUGCUGGGAUUUCAGCUUCUUUCCAUUUUUUUGGUGAGUAGCAUUCUUGCUGCUGUAGUAGCAUACAUAAAUUUCUAUACAAUUUAGGUUCCGUAUUUUUCGCCCCAUAGGGCGCACCGCCCCAUAGGACGCACCUAGUUUUUUUGGGGGGGGGGAAUAAAGAAAAAAAAUUAUUCCCCCCCAGGCACGGGGCUGACGCGGGGGAAGCCUGAGCUUCCCCCGACCCCAGCCCCCAGAACAGCCUGCUAUCCGCAAGCCUAGGGAGCCGCGCCGGUCUCCCCAGGCUUGCGGAGAGCUGCGCGAAGCAUGGGAGUGCAGGCAGCUCUGCGCAACCCUUGGGAGCCCGGCGCGAGGUCUCCCAAGGGUUGCGCAGAGCUUCCUGAAGCCUGGAGAGCGAGGGGGGUCGGUGCGCACCGACCCCUCUCGCUCUCCAGGCUUCAGCAAAAGCCUGCAUUCGCCCCAUAGGACGCACACACAUUUCCCCUUCAUUUUUGGAGGGGGAAAAGUACGUCCUAUAGGGCGAAAAAUAGGGUAGUUCUGUCCCGGUAAUUCCCAAAAGAAAAGCUUCUUCUUCUUCUUCUUUUACAAAGGUUAUUUUGAACAUUUUCAAUUCAUUUUCAAUUCAUUAUAUAUAACGGAGUAUGCAUUUUUGCAAGAAAAGAAAACAUACAUGCUUUUCGAUUGACAAAUUGCAACGCAAAAUAUGGGAAAGGACGGAUUUUGAAGGCUAUCUGUAUUUUGGUUUGCACGUUAGUUUGGGAAGUGUGCAUUUUCCCCUUAUCCCUACAUCCUUCCCCAUUCUGCUUUGCUCCAAGCACUAGCCAGCAGAACCCAGUCUCUUGAAUCUGGUUUCCAGAUGUCCCAGGUCAAGGGGUUCAGCUGUAGGUAUUUCAUGCAUGUAUUUCAAUUUUUAAAAUAUAUGCAAUUGUUCUAACCAUAUGCAAUGGUUCUUAAUUUUUUCAUAUAUGGAACGGCUUAACUGGUUUUAUAGAUGCAAUAGUAUUAUUUCUGCUUUUAUUGUAUUGCGAAACCACUUUGAGAUGCUUCAUCCAGACCUGAGUGUCCGGGACAGUGACUAACUUCUACUGUUUGAAACUUGUAGAAUCUGCUCAAGUUUACCACUCAUGCCUUUAAAAAAAUCAUACACUUGUAGAGUUGGAAGUAACCUCAAGGAUCAUCUAGUCCAUGGGUAGGCAAACUAAGGCCUGGGGGCCAGAUCUAGCCCAAUUGCUUUCUAAAUCCGGCUCAAGGACGGUCCUGGAAUCAGCGUGUUUUUACAUGAGUAGAAUGUGUCCUUUUAUUUAAAGUGCAUCUCUAGGUUAUUUGUGGGGCCUGCCUGGUUUUUUUACAUGAAUAGAAUGUGUCCUUUAAUUUAAAAUGCACCUCUGGGUUAUUUGUGGGGCCUGCCUGGUGUUUUUACAUGAGUAGAAUAUGUGCUUAUAUUUAAAAUGCAUCUCUGGGUUAUUUGUUGGGCAUAGGAAUUUGUUGAAUUUUUUCCUCCAAAAUAUAGUCUGGCUCCCCAUAAGGUCUGAGGGACAGUGGACCGUCCCCCUGCUGAAAAUGUUUGCUGACCCCUGAUCUAGUCCAACCCCCUGCAAUGCAGGAAUCUCAUCUAAAGCAUCCAUGACAGCUGGCGCUAUGGGUUAAAUCACAGAGUCUAGGACUUGCCGAUCAGAAUGUCGGCGGUUCGAAUCCCCGCAACGGGGUGAGCUCCCACUUCUCGGUCCCUGUUCCUGCCAACCUAGCAGUUCAAAAGCAUGUCAGUGUGCAAGUAGAUAAAUAGGUACCACUCCAGCGGGAAUGUAAAUGGCGUUUCUGUGUGCUGCUCUUGUUUGCCAGAAGUGGCUUAGUCAUGCUGGCCACAUGACCCGGAAGCUGUACGCCGGCUCCCUCGGCCAAUAAAGCCAGAUGAGCGCCGCAACCCCAGAGUCGGCCACGACUGGACCUAAUGGUCAGGGGUCCCUUUACCUUUAACAAGUGUUUAUAAAGGCAUCUUUUUAUUUAGUUCCAGAAAUGCAGUGUUCACAUUCGAAAGUAACCCUGCUUAUUGCAAUCAAACAAGCAAGAAGGGGAGAAUCUACCACUGAGAAUGAUGGCUACCUUGGCGCUACUAAUACAGUCCUCUCCAUUAAUCUCUUUCUCUCCAGAGGAUGUGACUUUGAGCCUCCUUGAUGCUCGCUGGGUCGGGGCCUGGUGGCUGGGGGUCUUGAUCUGUGCUGCCGUGAGCUUCAUCGUCGCCAUCCCUUUCUGCUUCCUGCCCAAGUCUCUUCCGAAGGAAGGAGAGGAAAACAGUGCCGAGUUAAACACAAAGGGCAACAAAACUUUGCUACCAGCAGAAAAUGCAGCUCAUGUCAGCACAACAAUUCGAGAAAUUGCUAAAGGUGAACGGAUUUUUUUAAAACCCCUUUCCCCACCAAUGUUUUGUAAUACAGUCAUACCUUGGGUUAAAUGUGCUUCAGGUUGAGCAUUUUCAGGUUACGCUCCGCGGCAACCUGGAAGUAACGGAACGCGUUACUUCCGGGUUUCGCCGCUUGCACAUUUGCAGACGCUCAAAAUGACAUCACACGGAUGCGCGGAAGCAGCAAAUCGUGACCCGUGCAUGCGCAGACAUGCGGACGCAGGUUGCGUUCGCUUCAGGAUGCGAACAGGGCUCCAGGACGGAUCCUGUUCGCAUCCAGCGGUACCACUGUACUGUUGUACCUCCCCUUAUGUAUCCCUCUAGAUACAUAAAUUUCAGGAUGCAAACGCAGCAAACCCAGAAGUAUUUUUCCGGAUUUCGCUGUGCAUGCAUGCGCAGAAGUGCUAAACUGCGCUGCCUGCAUGCGCAGAAGCAGUCCUCUGGUUGCAAAUUCCUCAGGAUGCGGCCAGACCUCCGAAACGGAUCCUGUUCGCAACUGGAGGUACCACUGUAUAGUUUUAUGAUAUAUGUUUUUUAAAAAAUGUUUUUAAUAACACACCAUAAUUAAAAUGCACAAAACAAUCCCAUUAUAACAGUAAUAUAUAAAUGUCCAUAAUUAAGAUUGCCCAUAGAAAAAUUCCACCAGCAUCUUUUGUAAACAGCUUUGACAGAGCUAGCAUCUGGGUACGUGCAUAUACAAACCUAAAAUGUAUUUCAAAGAGCCCAGUCCUCCAUUGUGGGUAAAAUAAUUGUCACAGGGCCUUCUUUUUUUGCCGUUGCCAAGGUUGGUCCGGACAGUGGCUCAUGGGAGGAGGGGUCUUUCCUGUGGUGGCUCCCUGCUUAUGGAAUUCUCUCCCUGGGCAAGCACAGCUGGCCCCAUCACUGUCCGUCUUUAGACACUGGAUGAAAACAUUCAAAUGUCUCUCGUUAUUCCUUAAUUUGUAAGCUUCUUUGAGACGCUUCAGUGUAAAAAGCAGUGAAAUAAUGUUACUACUAGUAGUAGUAGUAGUAGUACAGUGGUACCUCUGGUUACGUACUUAAUUCAUUCCAGAGGUCUGUUCUUAACCUGAAACUGUUCUUAACCUGAAGCACCACUUUAGCUAAUGGGGCCUCCUGCUGCUGCCGCGCCACCGCCACGCGAUUUCUGUUCUCAUCCUGAAGCAAAGUUCUUAACCCGAGGUACUAUUUCUGGGUUAGCGGAGUCUGUAACCUGAAGUGUAUGUAACCUGAAGCGUCUGUAACCCGAGGUACCACUGUAGUAGUAGUAGUAGUAGUAAUAAUAAUAAUAAUAAUAAUAAUGCAACUGAGACUAACUGUUCUGGUUCUUUGGUUUCUAGAUUUCAUCCCCUACCUGAAAAGUCUGGCUUACAAUCCAGUUUACAUGCUUUUUCUUUUGAUCACUGUGAUCCAGUUCAGCGCUUGGAUUGGGAUGAUUACAUUUAUGCCAAAAUAUAUGGAACAGCAGUAUGGGAUAUCUGCGGCAGAUGCCAUCUUUUUCAUAGGUAAAAUGUGUGUAUGUGUGUGUGUGAAUAAAGAAUAAUAAAAAAUGUUUAUUUUGAAUGAAGGGCUGAUUAUGAACUUUAUUUAUUUAAUAUUACACUUAUACCCUCCUUGAUGAGUCCUACAACCAUGAGCACACAUGAAUAGGAGGGGCCACACCUUGAAGGUAGGUUUGUUGUCCUUACACUCAUGGACAAGGCCAUACCUCAACCUGUUGUUUUGUGUUUUCUCUCUAGGUGUUUACAAUUUACCAAUUAUAUGUGCUGGUUAUUUCUUUGGUGGCCUCAUGAUGAAGAAAUUCAAGAUAAGCACCUAUAAAGCUGCCCACAUUGGUUUUUGGAGUUCUAUAGUGGAGUAUCUCAUCUACUUCUCUGCUUUUUUCAUGGUCUGCAAGAAUGCUAAGGUUGCUGGCUUAACCAUGUCCUACGAAGGGUAUGUUCUUGCUCUUACCUAAGCCUGAUUUCCCCCUAUUGGGUGGUGCUGAUUAGUUUGCAUAAAGACAGGGAUUUGGGCGGAACCUUGCAUUCAUCCCUGCUGAAAUUAAUGUUGUUAGUUUGGGCCCAGAACCCCAAUCGCUUAGGAUCAUCUUGGAUCCUGAUUCUGUCUUCUGUGACAUUAGCUACCUCUCCCAGUUUGGUGUCACCUGCAGAUUUGAUGGACAUCCUCUCAAUUCCUUCAUCCAAGUCAUUUAUAAAGAGUUUGAACAACAAUGGGGCAAGGACAGAACUCUGUGGUAUGCCACUUGUCUAAUAAUAAUAAUAAUAAUAAUAAUAAUAAUAAUAAUAAAUUUAUACCCCACCUCUCUGGCUGGGCCUCCCCAGCCACUCUGGGUUGUUCCCAACAGAAUAUUAAAAACAUGAUAAAACAUCAAAGAUUAAAAACCUUCCUAAACAGGGCUGCCUUCAGAUGUCUUCUAAAAGUCAGAUAGCUGUUUAUUUCCUUCACAUCUGAUGGGAGGGCGUUCCACAGGGCACGCGCCACCACUGAGAAGGCCCUUUGCCUGGUUCCCUGUAACCUCACUUCUCACAACGAGGGACCUGCCAGAAAGCCCUCAGAGCUGGGCCUCAGUGUCCGGGCUGAAUGAUGGAGGUGGAGACGCUCCUUCAGGUAUACUGGGCCGAGGCUGUUACCUCAUUCAAUCCACAUUUCACCAGCUUCCUUGCAAGAAUAUCAUGGGGGGCUUGGUCAAAAGCCUUGCUGAAAUCAAGAUACACUAUGUCCACAGCAUCCCCCUGAUCCACCAAGCUUAUAACUUUGUCAAAAAAAGGAAAUGAUUCAGAUUCAGGCAUCUCUUCCAGCCCUACUUGGAGAUGACAGGGAUUAAAAACAUAAGAAAGUAAGAAUAGCCUGUUAGAUCAGCAUCAAGGCCAGCAUCCUGUUCUCACAGUGGCCAACCAGAUCACUGUACGAAGCCUGCAAAUAGGAUUCGAGCACAAUAGCACACUCCCCGCUGGUGGCUUCCAGCAACUGGUAUCUAGAACUGUUGUUGCCUCUGACUGUGGAGGCAGUGAGCAUAGCCAUCAUUGCCAGUAGCCAUUGAUAGCCGUCUCCACCAUGAAUUUAUCUAAUCCUCUUUUAAAGGUUUGCAGUUCGAAUCCCCAUGACAGGGUGAGCUCCCGUUGCUCGGUCCCUGUUCCUGGCAACCUAGCAGUUUGAAAGCACAUCAAAGUGCAAGUAGAUAAAGUACCUUCUCCGGCAGGAAGGUAAACAGUGUUUCCGUGCGCUGCUUUGGUUCGCCAGAAGCGGCUCCCUCGGCCAGUAAAGCGAGAUGGGCGCCGCAACCCCAGAGUCGUUCGCAGCUGGACCUAACGGUCAGGGGUCCCUUUACCUUUACCUUUUAGGUUGGUGGGAGAGUUUAACUACGUGCUAUGUGUGAAAGAGUAAAAGUAAAGGUAAAGGGAUGCCUGACCAUGAGGUUCAGUUGUGGCUGACUCUGGGGUUGAGGCGCUCAUCUCUCUCUGACGUGCUUUUGAACUUCUAGGUUGGCAGGAGCUGCUGGGACCGAGCAACGGGAGCUCACCCCGUCGCGGGGAUUCGAACCACCGACCUUCUGAUCAGCAAGUCCUAGGCUCUGUGGUUUAGACCACAGCGCCACCCGCAUCCAUGUGAAAGAGUACUUUCUUUUAUCUGUCCUGAAACUUCCAACAUUUGACCUCAUUGGAUGUCAUCGAGUUCUAGGGUUAUGAUAGAAGGCGAAAAAACUUUCUCUAUCCACCUUUUCCCAUGCUAUGCAUCAUUUUAUCUGCAUAAACUUCGCCCAAAGAAUCCUGGCACCUGUAGUCUGUGAAAAGGUGCUGGGAACUGUAACUCUGUGGGCUAAACUACAGUUCCCACGAUUCUUUGGGGUGGUGGUGGGGAAACCACGUACUGUAAUGUACGGUGUGUACGCAACUUCAGACAAUCUACAAAUAAACUCCUUUUGUGCUGGGUGGCCGCCGAGUUCUCCAUCUCGAAGAGGGGGCUCUGGGUUUGUUUAUUCAUUUUUCUCAUUGUUUGCAGACUCUUUGCACACCUUUCUGGGUAUUUUUCAGGCUCGAACAAGUCUCCUACAUGGAAACAAACUUGUACGCAGACUGCAACCGCCAUUGUGGCUGCUCCACUAAGGUGUGGGACCCUGUUUGUGGAGAAAACGGCAUAGCGUACAUUUCAGCAUGUCUUGCAGGAUGCGACAUCUCAAACGGAACUGGGAAAAAUACGGUAAGGCAGGUGUUCCAGGCAGCACAAAACUGUUCCCCACCUCCCUCUCUCCCUCUCUCUUUCUAGUACCACCUUCUCGUCAUCUCCAUCCACACCCACUUUCCCCCAAUGGGCUGUUUGGGCAAGGAAGAUAACAAUAACAAUAAUUUAUUAUUUAUAGCCCGCCCAUCUGGCUGGGUUUCCCCAGCCACUCUGGGCGGCUUUCAGCAAAAUAUUAAAAUACAAUAAUUCAUCAAAUAUUAAAAAGCUUCCCUAAACAGGGCUGCCUUCAGAUGUCUUCUAAAAGUCAGAUAGUUCUUUAUUUCUUUGACAUCUGGUGGGAGGGCAUUCCACAGGGUGGGCGCCACUACCGAGAAGGCCCUCUGCCUGGUUCCAUGUAACCUCACGUCUCGCAGUGAGGGAACCACCAGAAGGCCCUUGGCGCUGGAUCUCAGUGUCCAGGUUGAACGAUGAGGGUGGAGAUGCUCCUUCAGGUUUAUUGGGCUGAAGCUGUUUAGGGCUUUAAAGGUCAGUGCCAACACUUUGAAUUGUGCCCAGAAACAUGCUGGGAGCCAAUGUAGGUCUUUCAAGACCGGUGUUAUGUGGUCUUGGUGUCCACUCCCAGUCACCAGUCUAGCUGCCGCAUUCUGGAUUAGUUGUAGUUUCCGGAUCACCUUCAAAGCACAUUGCAGUAGUCCAAGCAGGAGAUAAGCAGAGCAUGCACCACUCUGGCAAGACAGUCCAUGGGCAGGUAGGGUCUCAGCCUGCGUACCAGAUGGUAGACAGCUGCCCUGGACACAGAAUUGACCUGUGCCUCCAUGGACAGCUGUGAGUCCUUCAGGGGCCCAGUUGCCCUAUUCAAUAGAUCACUCACAGAGGUCAAGCAUGCGACCAAAAGGCCACAGCCUGCCCACCCUCUUCCUUAACUGAUUUCGUCUUAUGUUUUGGCAGGUAUUUAGAAACUGCUCCUGCAUUUCAGCCUUCGGAAAUGACACGGCGGUCCUGGGCCAGUGCAACAGAGAGAACUGUGGGACAAUGCUGCAGUAUUUCUUGAUUUUAUCCUUAGUCUGUUGUUUAAUUUAUUCCUUCGGAGCCAUGCCAGGUUACAUGGUCCUCAUAAGGUACUAACUGAAGAGAGGUGGGAAUAGCAGGAUAUAUAGGUCUUGGGAGACAGGCGAGUCCCAUUUGCGAUGUUGCUGACUCAGAACGGCGCAUUUGUCUCCUCCUCCUCAGAGUGUCGAAGUUUAUAUUUCAUAGCAGAUUUGGUCAGCUUAGUAAAACGAUCUUUCUGCCCGCCUUCGGUUUUGGCGAAUAAUGCUCUGUGCAAAAGACGAGGAUUUUCUGUGUGACAAUGAGGAGCAAAAGCUGAAGUCCAGGUUGAAGUACCUUUUCUGUGGGAAACAGCCACACAGAUGCCCUGAAGUGUGGUCACGUUAUUAAUACAUGUGCCCUUUGGAGCGUGGGAUCACACUGUGCAGAAACAGCUCCCAAGCUCUCCCCAUAUAAACCGUCCCAAACUUUUCGUUCAUCCUCUGAGGCCUUUCUUUGUGUGCCUCCUCCAUGAGAGGUCUGAAAGUGGCAACACGAGAACAGGGCCUUUUCUGUAGUGGCUUCUGAAGUGGGAUUCUCUCCCCAGGGAGGUCCACCUGGCGCCUUCAUUGUAUAUUUUUAGGAGCCAGACGAAAACGUUCCUCACGCCUUUGGCUGAUUUAUAUCCUACAGCCUUUUAAAUGUGUCUGUGAGAUGGGGAGGUUAUGGUUAUGCUGUUUUGUUUAGCCAGUGUGGUAUAGUGGUUAAGAGCAGUGAACUCAUAAUCUGGUGAACCGGGUUCGAUUCCCCGCUCCUCCGCAUGCAGCUGCUGGGUGACCUUGGGCCAGUCACACUUCUUUGAAGUCUCUCAGCCCCACUCACCCCACAGAGUGUUUGUUGUGGGGGAGGAAGGGAAAGGAGAAUGUUAGCUGCUUUGAGACUCCUUAGGGUAGUGAUAAAGCAGGAUAUCAAAUCCAAACUCUUCUUCUUAUUAUUAUUAUUUUCAUGAUUUCCCCUGUAUUUUAUUAUGUGAACCACCCUGUGACCAUAUGGCAAAUAAACUAAAAAUUAAAAUAAAAGCAGUUGGGCAGGGGUAGGAAACUAGAUUCAGUUGGGGGGCUGCAUUCAGAUGCUGCCAACCCUCCUUGAGGCCACUCUGACAUAUAGUUCUCAUAUUAUUGUAAUUUCAUAUGAUGCCAUAGGACUGCAGCAUCAGUUUGCAGCUGGAAAGGAUGAAUCUUUGGGCUGCAAAAUGUGCCCCUUGCUCACAUACGAUUAAUGGAGCCUAAGAGUUAAUUGUUUAACGCUGCAGUUCAACAGCAAUGUGAUGCAUAGCACCUUUUCUCAUUUACUGGCUUCAUGGAAAAUUCUCUUCUUCUCCAGGUCCCUAAAACCCGAGGAGAAGUCAUUUGGUGUGGGUCUCCACUCCCUGGCAGAAAGAGUUUUUGGUAAGGUGCUGGUUACUUUAAACUGCACUUCAAAAAGAAGAGCAGGCACAUCCAAAACAUACAUUUACAGCAUUAUUGUUGUUGUUUAGUCGUUUAGUCGUGUCCGACUCUUCGUGACCCCAUGGACCAGAGCACGCCAGGCACUUCUGUCUUCCACUGCCUCCCACAGUUUGGUCAAACUCAUGCUGGUAGUUUCCAGAACACUGUCCAACCAUCUCGUCCUCUGUCGUCCCCUUCUCCUUGUGCCCUCCAUCUUUCCCAACACCAGGGUCUUUUCCAGGGAGUCUUCUCUUCUCAUGAGGUGGCCACAGCAUUAUUACAUCACUUUAAACAACCAUAGCUUCCCCAAAAGAAUUCUGGGAGCUGUAGUUUGUUAAGGGUACUGAGAGUUGUUAGAAGACCCCUGUUCUCCACACAGAACUACAAUUCCCAGAGUGUUUGAGCAGUCAAUUCCUCUUCCCAGGGAACUCUGGGAAUUGUACCUCUGAGAGGCAAAUAUGGGCCUCCUAACAAUUUUCAGUAGUCUUUCAAACUACAGCUCUCAGGAUAGAUGGAUUUUAGGAUAUGGUAAGCCAACAAAUGGAUCACUUCAUAAACCUAGACAGCAUCUUAAAAAGCAGAGACAUCACCUUGCCAACAAAGGUCCGUAUAGUUAAAGCUAUGGUUUUCCCAGUAGUGAUGUAUGGAAGUGAGAGCUGGACCAUAAAGAAGGCUGAUCGCCGAAGAAUUGAUGCUUUUGAAUUAUGGUGCUGGAGGAGACUCUUGAGAGUCCCAUGGACUGCAAGAAGAUCAAACCUCUCCAUUCUGAAGGAAAUCAGCCCUGAGUGGUCACUGGAAGGACAGAUCCUGAAGCUGAGGCUCCAAUACUUUGCCCACCUCACGAGAAGACUCCCUGGAAAAGACCCUGAUGUUGGGAAAGAUGGAGGGCACAAGGAGAAAGGGAUGACAGAGGAUGAGAUGGUUGGACAGUGUUCUCAAAGCUACCAGCAUGAGUUUGGCCAAACUGUGGGAGGCAGUGGAAGACAGGAGUGCCUGGCGUGCUCUGGUCCAUGGGGUCAUGAAGAGUCGGACACGACUAAACAACUAAACAACAACAACAACAAAGCCGGCAAAUUAUGCAGAGGUUACAUUCCAGGGACCACGCCUAAAGCCAAAAUUGCAUCUAGUCAAAACACACUGGGUGCAAUAGCAGGUGGAACGGUCACAGUCCCCCCCCCCCCGGAUGCCCAUCCCCUUUCUGCCCCUUUUGAAUUUCAUUAUUAUUAUUUUUGCUAAGCUCAUAAAGCUGAAUGCACACAAAUUAAAUGUGCUUAAAUUGCGGUCUUACUGUAUAUGGUUCUAUUUACACAUAUAUACAGUCUAGGCAAAAGAUGGAGGGGCUCACAGCAUAAACAUUUCAACGGAUCUUGCCAUAGCUUUAUGGCCAGCACAGAGCAAGACAUGUCUCUGUGUCUCCAGCUUCCAGCAUCAAUCAAAACUCACACACACAUGCAGUCCUGCUUGGCCUGUUGUUCUCCAUACUAGCAUGGCAUGGCAUCUAGCCGGGUGAAGUGGGAGCAGCACCCCCUUUGUUUCCAUGGCAACAGGGCAACCUCUUUGGACAUGUAAAUGGCAGUACUCAGCUGGCCAACUUGGGCCGUUGUUUUUCAAAGAAACUUGUCUGACCAGUUCAAUGGCCUCUUCUGCUAGAUUGUAAACCUCCUUGGUGCAGAAUCACAGGCCUGGGCGUGACCCCCCCAACCCCCCCCUAUCGUAACAGUGUACUGUUUACAAAAGCCCCCCAAAUGACCCUUCUUGUCUUCAUGUCGUAUUCCAUGUAGCUGGAAUCCCAUCACCUAUCUAUUUUGGAGCGAUGAUUGACACUACCUGUUUGAAAUGGGGAACCAAGAGCUGCGGUGGUGAAGGAGCCUGCCGGAUGUACGAUUCUGACACAUACAGGUAUCGCUGGAAAAUCCCUGUCUCUUUAGCUUUCUGCUAUCUCUAGAAUAUUGUAGAGCAGCUGCGAGGGCAGCCUACACAGUAGCUUCUAGGUCAGGCUUCCUCAACCUCGGCCCUCCGGAUGUUUUUGGCCUACAACUCCCAUGAUCCCUACCUAGCAGGACCAGGGGUCAGGGAUGAUGGGAACUGUAGUCUCAAAACAUCUGGAGGGCUGAGGUUGAGGAAGCCUGCUCUAGGUGUUGCUGCACUUACAUCUCCCAUCACCCCAACCUGUGGCCAUGCUGGUUGGAAUUGCCUCCAACAACAUCUGGAGGGGCACAGCUGCAAAUGGAUGCAGCUGAUGCCUCUGGGUUCAGUCCAGUUUAUUCUGCAGCAUCACAUAUCAGGCUGAGUGAGUGAGUGAAUGGGUGGAUGGAGGGGUGGGAAGCCUGUGGCCUUGCCCAGAUUUUGAUGGACUGCAACACCCAAAUCCCUGACCAUUCUAGGUCUGAUGGGAGCUGUACGGGCACUGCAUUGACUAGGUCUGCCCCAGAGCUUUGGAAGAUACCUAAUCAUUCUUUGGUACGGUGCCUUUUGGGGAUAUAAAGGAAUCUGGAGUUCAGAACAAGCAGGGAGAGGAGAGGUCUUUGACCCUUUUCCUGCCCACUCCCUUUCUGCCGCACCAUACCACCAAAAUGGCCUUGCCCACUUCGCUUUUCAAGUUUCCAAAAGCCCCUCUGAAGUUGUAAAAUUCUAGAAUGGCAAUGAUUUGGAAUAUGAGCCCCAAAGGUUUUCUUCCAAUAUGUUUCCCACUCAUUCUGGGUGCCACAUAGGGGAUUUUUCACCCUUUAGCUCUAGACUGGAAGGGUGUUUCAGAUUAACCUCUUUUUGUAUUAAAAGCAUAUCUGAAGAGUGUGCAGGCAGCAGGGGUUAAGCCCUGCCUCCUGUCACUUUCCCUAUCAACACCACUGUCCUUGGGAGCCAUUGGGAGCCAGUGUGGUGUAGUGGUUAAGAGCGGUAGUCUCGUAAUCUGGGGAACCGGGUUCGCGUCUCCGCUCCUCCACAUGCAGCUGCUGGGUGACCUUGGGCCAGUCACACUUCUCUGAAGUCUCUCAGCCCCACUCACCUCACAGAGUGUUUGUUGUGGGGGAGGAAGGGAAAGGAGAAUGUUAGCUGCUUUGACACUCCUGAAGGGGAGUGAAAGGCAGGAUAUCAAAUCCAAACUCUUCUUCUUCUUCCUCUCACAACCAUAUUUGGCAACUGUGAGAAGGCAUACUACGUUCAUUCCGAUGUACACACAUAGUGCUCUUCCAUGGGACAAAUGAUUUUCUUAUGAUGAUUGCUAAAUGCAUGGCUGUGGGUGGGUGUGGUCAAUCGGAACCACAGAAACGGAGGUGUGGCUAUAGUACACACAAUCCUGCAGCACCCUCAUAUAUGCUUUGGAUGGGGGAGGGGGUUUGUCUGGAAUUUCCCAAUGCGAGUGCUUCCGCAAGAGAGUUGUAACAAAUCAACAAGUUCUCUGGUGGCACCAGUGGCAUGGAAUGUUCUCCCCCUUCUGAAAUAAGAAAGGCUCCAUCAGCAUUGGCAUUCCGCCGGCUCAUGAAGAUGCAUCUGUUUAGACAAGCAUUCCCCUGAUCACCUGACUUGAAUCUCCUGUUGCUGCUUUAAGUGCUUCAGUUGUUGAGCUGGUGAGUUGCUGCUGCUUCCUGGGAAGGGUGAGACAGCAAGGAGAGUGGCGUAGUGAAUACACCCCAACAAAAGCUCCCGAUUGGCUCAAAUGGUGUGUUUGCACUGCACUAACCUCACUGCCUCCUUGCCCUUCUUUCCUCCUUCGCCCAGUAAAGGUAAAGGGACCCCUGACCAUUAGGUUCAGUCGUGACCGACUCUGGGGUUGCAGCGCUCAUCUCGCUUUAUUGGCCGAGGGAGCUCACCCCGUUGCGGGGAUUCAAACCACCGACCUUCUGAUUGGCAAGUCCUAGGCUCUGUGGUUUAACCCACAGCGCCACCCGCGUCCCUUCCUUCACCCAGUAAGCAGCAGCAAAUCACCUGCCAGGUGGUCAGUUGAGCAUCCCCACCCCCGGCUUCUGCCUGUUUUAAUGGGCUCCUCCUUUCAUUUUUGGCAAAUUUUAAUUGUGGAUGUUUUGAUAAACUGCUUUUAUUGUGAGUUUUAAUUAGGGGGAGUUUCUUGUCAUUGGCUUUACACUUGGAAAUGGCUUUGAAGCUGCCACAGCCACUAAGUGGUGUAUGGAUCUUCUUUGGUGAUCACUCGUAGCCGAGUAAGAUUGUCUUCCAUGAACACAGUUUUAACAAUAAGUCCGUAAGUGACUGUGGAGGCCAAUUCUGGACCCACACGUCCUUCCACAGUGGGGACAUUGGUUCCCGGGCAGGAGUUGAUCAUGGUGUGGAUUUGCCAAGCAUACCUUCCUCUUAGCACAUUUCUCCCUUGCGUUCUGAGUUUGAGUGUCUUCAAAGUCCAUGACACCUUUGGUAAACAAAUAACAAAUACAUAACACACUGUUUCACACAAACACUGGCACACACAUAGAAGUGUGUAUCUGUGUUCAGUGUAACAUGCAAACAAGCCUUAGGUUACCAAGAAGGCCAAGGAAAAUAUGCUCCAUCAGUGCAUGGAGGCGACUUGAUUCUCCUUGGGAGAACUUCUGGAGCAUGAGAACUUCUGGAUACAGUGUUCUAUGGCUGCUCUUUACUGAUGCUGUCCAAAUUGCAUUCCAGGCAGCUGUACCUGGGUGUGCCCUCAGCCCUCCGCGCCGUGUCCUACAUCCCGUGUGUGCUUGUGCUCCUCAUUUUAAGGAAACAGAACAAGACUUUGGUGCAGGAUGACAAAGAAUUGGAAGCCAGAGAAGAGGAAAAUGGGUCAGUAGAACAGAAGGAUGUACCUGCAGCCCAGAACAGCACACAUGUACAUCAAGAGACAAUGGACUUGUAAAAAGCAGACUUUAAAGAGGACUGGUGGCUUUAAGGUUGUACAUCAAAUGUAGGUCAUUAUCACUUUUCCAAGUCACCUCUAGAGAUCUUUCCAGAAUACAUAUAUUACAUACAGCAGAGUAUGGGGUGACUAGUGUGGCUCGUUCUUCAUGACUAAAGUUGUAAGUACUGUGUGUUCUAUACUAUCAUAGCUGAGCCUCUGGGUUUGUGCUUUUUUUUUUGGUGUGCACGUGUUUCUGUAAUAAUUGUUCCCACAUAUCAUUUCAAAAUUUCUACAAAAUAACGGAAAGGAGAGAAGGGGCCAUGGCAGCUUUCGUUCGCUCCAAUUUUUCACUUAGGCUGGAUCUAGAACCAUCCAAAAAACAUUUCAGGAAAACGCGUUGUAAACCUCGUUGGCGAAAGAUGGAACUCUACAGCGCCAUUUGGUGUCACAGUGUGAUAACACGUUUAAAGCGCUUUUUCUUGACUAAUGUAGCCGAGUUCUUAAUACAGUGGUACCUCAGGUUAAGUACUUAAUUCGUUCUGGAGGUCCGUUCUUAACCUGAAACUGUUCUUAACCUGAAGCACCACUUUAGCUAAUGGGGCCUCCUGCUGCCGCCGCGCCGCCGGAGCACAAUUUCUGUUCUCAUCCUGAAGCAAAGUUCUUAACCUGAAGCACAAUUUCUGGGUUAGCCGAGUCUGUAACCUGAAGCGUAUGUAACCCGAGGUACCACUGUACAUUUGUUGCUCUGUCCGCACUGUACAUUUUAAGCAGUAUGAUACCACUUUAACACAAUCAUGGCUUCCUCCAAAGAAUCCUGGGAACUGUGCUUUGUUUGGUUUUUAAAAAUAAUUUUCACUAAGUUUUCAAAUUUUACAUUUCAAAAUAGGCAUCUUUCAUUAUACCCAUGCAUUCAACGACUUCCCUCUCUCCCCUUCCAAGAUUCUAUUGAUUUGCUCACACUUCCUGCAUAUUUUUAUAUAUCCAUCUUCAUUCAAUUCUCCCCUCUUACAUCCCUUUUAAAUAGGUUAUACUGUCGAAUUUACCUUAGUGCUGCCAGCGUUUUUGGAAACUGUGCUUUGUUAAGGGUGCUGAGAGUUAUGAGGAGACCCCCGUGACUCUGCGAAGAGGAUUUACUUGUUAAACCGCUCUGGGAAUUGUAGCUCUGUGAGGGGAAGAAGGGUCCCCAAUAACUCUCUCUUAGCACCCUUAACAAACUACAGUUCCCGGGAUUCUUAGCUCCCCACUGCAAUGUCUGUCUAAAGUGGUAUAACAGUGCUUUAAAUGUAUAGUGUAGAUGGGGCAUUCAUUCAGGAUGGAUCUCAAGAAGACAUACAGAGGAUUCCCAGGUGGUGGAGACCCAGACCUGCUUGGCUUCAGACCCGCACAGCGCAGAGGCAGGAGAUGCUACAUGGAGCUUGGCUUUCAGCAAAGCUGAUGGAAUGAGCCCUGCUUUCAAUCUCAGACCCUCCAAAUGUCCCUAUUUUCCAGGGACAUCCCUGAUUUAGUGAAGCCGUCCUGGUUUCUUAUUUGAUCCUGGAUUGUCCCACUGUCCCUUAGGGUGUCCCUAUUUUCAUUGCAGAAAUGUCAGAGAGUAUGGCGUUAUCUAACCCUGAGACCCACAGGUAUAGGGCGGUAUAUAAAUUCAAUAAAUAAUGAUAAUAACAACC